Messenger RNA from Thermothielavioides terrestris NRRL 8126, 1176 nucleotides. Its product is annotated as glycoside hydrolase family 18 protein. The transcript has 6 exons. Gene Ontology annotation, cellular component: extracellular region. The record is from RefSeq and is a predicted model, not a curated record. Lineage: Eukaryota; Fungi; Ascomycota; Sordariomycetes; Sordariales; Chaetomiaceae. Gene Ontology annotation, biological process: carbohydrate metabolic process. The coding region runs from base 1 to 1176 and encodes 391 amino acids. Gene Ontology annotation, molecular function: chitinase activity; cellulose binding.
AUGGCCAUCAGUCAUACCAGCAUUGUGGCCCUUUGCGGCUGCAUCUUUUUGCUACCUGGAGUGCUGGCCGGCUUUAACCCCAGCGCUACAGACAACAUUGCCAUCUACUGGGGGCAAAACUCCAUCAACCGCGCGGGCGGCCAGCAGCGGCUUUCCUCGUACUGCUCUAGCACGCCCUUCAACAUCAUCCCGCUCGCCUUCCUCACGUCUAUCAAGAACCCGACGUCUCUCAACUUUGCCAACGCAGGUGACAACUGCACCACCUUCCCAGGCACCCAGCUCUUGCAAUGUCCCCAGAUCGAAGAGGACAUCCAAACCUGCCAGUCCCUCGGCAAGACCAUCCUCCUCUCCAUCGGCGGAGCGACCUACACGGAAGGCGGCUUCACCUCGGCCGACGAGGCGACGACCUGGGCCAACACGCUGUGGAGCAUGUUCGGCCCGCCGACCAGCGAUAGCUCGGUCCUCCGCCCGUUUGGCUCCGCCACCGUCGACGGCUUCGACUUCGACUUCGAGGCGACCACGGCGAACCUGGCGCCCUUCGCCGCCGCGCUGCGGGCGAAUAUGGACGCCGCGAGCAGCAGUGGCGGCAGGCGCUUCUACCUCUCGGCCGCGCCGCAGUGCCCGUUCCCGGACGCCGCCAUGGGCGAGGCGCUGUCAAGCGUCGCGUUCGAUUUCGUCAGCGUCCAGUUCUAUAAUAAUUACUGCGGCGCGACGUCGUACGUGUCGGGCGCCGGUGGGCCGGGGAACUUCAACUUUGAGACGUGGGACAACUGGGCGAAGACCGUGAGCCCGAAUCCGAACGUCAAGGUGCUGCUGGGCCUGCCUGGGAGUGCGACGGCGGCGGGGAGCGGGUACGUCAGUGGGCAGCAACUGACGAAUGUGAUCGAUUACUCGCGGGGGUUUUCAAGCUUUGGGGGCGUCAUGCUGUGGGACAUGUCGCAAGUAUACGGAAAUGCCGGUUUCCUGGACAGCGUUGUUUCCGCUCUCGGAGGCCAGCUGCCAUCUAAGACCACAACGCCGACGACACUAACAACGGCCACCGCAACCUCCGCUCCAACAGGCUCACUGGUACCCCAAUGGGGCCAGUGCGGUGGGACCGGGUAUCAGGGGCCGACGCAGUGCCAGCCACCAUACCAGUGCGUCUCCGUCGGACCUUGGUGGUCCCAGUGCGAGUAA